CUGGUUGGUAGUGUGAGUCAGUGCGUUCGCCUGACGUCACAUCCGCUCUCUCUCGGUUUGGCUAGGCUCGGCCAGCAGAAGCAUGUCGGAUACCGGUGUGUUAGAAGCGGUGCUGCGGCUGGUGGAGAAGGCUGACGAUGGCAUUGACAGCCUGGAUGUGGCCGGUAGUCUCGGCGUGGACCAUCAGGUGGUUGUCGGGGCUGUAAAGAGUCUCCAGUCCUUGGGGGAGGUAAUUAAUGCGGAACAGCGCUCCUCCAAACACUGGGAGCUGACUGGAGAGGGACGUGAGAUCGCUGAAAAAGGAAGCCAUGAGGCCCAAGUGUUUAAUGCCAUCCCUGAAGACGGACUGCCCCAGAGCCAGCUCAUGAAACUGCCUACUGGAAAAGUUGGCUUCAGCAAGGCCAUGUCCAACAAAUGGAUCCGUGUGGAUAAAGGUCAUGAGGGCGGCCCCAGAGUGUUCAGAGCUGUGGAGAGUAUUGAGGACACAGUGAGGGUGAAACUGCAGCAGGUACAGAAAGGUCAGACCUCUCAGCUAGAGGAGAAAGAAAAGAAUGAACUAAAAAAACGGAAACUGCUCACUGAAGUAACGAUCAAGUCCUACUGGAUCACCAAAGGAAGUAACUUCAGCACCACAAUCACCAAGCAGGAGACUGAACUUACUCCAGAGAUGAUUGCCAGUGGAAGCUGGAAGGAGAAAAAGUUUAAGCCCUAUAACUUUGAAGCAAUGGGGGUUGCUCCUGAAUGUGGUCAUUUGCACCCGCUAAUGAAGGUUCGGACGCAGUUCAGGCAGAUCUUCCUGGAGAUGGGAUUCACUGAGAUGCCCACCAAUAACUUUAUCGAGAGCUCUUUCUGGAACUUUGACUCUCUGUUUCAGCCCCAACAGCACCCUGCUAGAGAUCAGCAUGAUACAUUUUUCCUGUCUGAUCCAGCAGUGUCUCAUAACUUUCCUCAAGACUACCUGGACAGGGUAAAAAAGGUCCAUUCUGAAGGAGGAUAUGGGUCGCAAGGGUACAAAUAUGACUGGAAGAUUGAAGAAGCUCAGAAGAACAUCCUCCGAACACACACCACAGCCGUGAGCGCACGCAUGCUGUACAAACUAGCACGGCAGGAAAAGUUCACACCAGUUAAGUACUUCUCCAUAGACCGUGUGUUUCGCAACGAGACACUGGAUGCCACUCACCUGGCAGAAUUCCAUCAGAUCGAGGGAGUUGUGGCUGAUUAUGGCCUGACACUUGGUGACUUGAUGGGGGUUCUGCAUCAGUUCUUUACCAAACUGGGAAUCACGAAAUUGCGUUUUAAGCCUGCCUACAACCCUUAUACUGAACCCAGCAUGGAGGUGUUUAGCUAUCAUGAAGGGCUAAAGAAGUGGGUGGAGGUUGGGAACUCGGGGGUCUUCAGGCCUGAGAUGCUUCUGCCUAUGGGUUUGCCAGAAGAUGUGUCAGUCAUUGCCUGGGGUCUGUCUCUAGAGCGGCCCACCAUGAUCAAGUACGGCAUCAACAACAUCCGAGAGUUAGUGGGGCACAAAGUGAACCUUCAGAUGGUGUAUGACAGCCCUGUGUGUCGCUUGGACUCUUAAUUUGUACUCAAGAGCACUUGCAGAAGAGACAUUUUACCCCAACUGGAGCAUCACAUAGUUACAUCCUGAUGGAUUUAUGAAAGCAUUCUGGAUUCCCAGUGAAAUCUUAACAAGUGAAAUGCACUGCUUGAUAUAUACACACAGAUCUAAUAUGUUAAUAUUGUUGGACAGACCCCCAUGAUGGAGAGAAGAUCAAAUUAUUGUAACAUUCACACUAUUUCAUAAAUCCAGUUCUCCAAAUGUAUGUACAUGUACACCGAGCUAGCAUAAAUACUCAUUUAUUAGCAUUCUCACGCAAUCUCAUCCGCUGUUUUAUCUGUCUGUUAUCCUGUGUCUGUUGCCCUGUCUCAUGAAAUGAAAUUCAUCAUGACAAUUAUUAAGGAAAUUCUUUAGUAGUAACUUUUAACACUCACACCUUCAUUUUCGUAAACAUGAUUGACUGUAAAGGACCAUGGCUUCUCGUGCUGACUGGUUGAGAAUUUCCUGUUAUUUAAGUAACUUUAUUAAGAAAAAAUGCAGUAAUUGUUGGGACUGUGUUUCAUUUCUGUGUAUAAAUUCAGAAUGUUGUUUUGCUGGUAAUAAAUACUGCACUACA
Molecule: messenger RNA, 2171 nt
Organism: Trichomycterus rosablanca
Lineage: Eukaryota; Metazoa; Chordata; Actinopteri; Siluriformes; Trichomycteridae
Gene: farsa
Product: phenylalanyl-tRNA synthetase subunit alpha
Exons: 13
Coding region: 83-1576 (497 amino acids)
Biological process (GO): phenylalanyl-tRNA aminoacylation
Cellular component (GO): phenylalanine-tRNA ligase complex; cytosol; cytoplasm
Molecular function (GO): ATP binding; tRNA binding; phenylalanine-tRNA ligase activity
Source: RefSeq, a predicted model, not a curated record